Molecule: messenger RNA, 3308 nt
Organism: Ictidomys tridecemlineatus (thirteen-lined ground squirrel)
Lineage: Eukaryota; Metazoa; Chordata; Mammalia; Rodentia; Sciuridae
Gene: Rimklb
Product: ribosomal modification protein rimK like family member B
Biological process (GO): protein modification process
Cellular component (GO): cytoplasm
Molecular function (GO): N-acetyl-L-aspartate-L-glutamate ligase activity; metal ion binding; ATP binding
Source: RefSeq, a predicted model, not a curated record
GCUUAUGAAAGGGGUGGAGAAUGCACUGCCUGUGUCUGCUGCCUGCAAGACCUUUCUGCAGACAUUGUGUCUUUGUGAGCUGACUGCAGAGGCCAUGUGCACGCACAAUAGUUUACAUUCAAGAAGAAAUAAUCCAGAAGAGAAAGAACAAGCAGAUCAAGAUGUGUAGCUCUGUGGCUGCAAAGUUGUGGUUUUUGACAGAUCGUCGUAUCAGGGAAGACUAUCCCCAAAAAGAGAUCUUACGAGCUUUGAAGUCCAAAUGUGGUGAAGAGGAACUGGACUUCAGGGCUGUGGUGAUGGAUGAGGUGGUGCUGACAAUUGAGCAAGGAAACCUGGGUCUGCGGAUCAAUGGAGAACUAAUCUCUGCCUACCCCCAAGUGGUGGUUGUAAGAGUUCCAACCCCUUGGGUACAAAGUGAUAGUGACAUCACUGUUUUGCGCCAUCUAGAGAAGAUGGGAUGCCGAUUGAUGAACCGACCCCAAGCCAUCCUUAACUGUGUUAAUAAGUUCUGGACAUUUCAAGAAUUAGCUGGCCACGGUGUUCCUCUCCCAGAUACUUUCUCUUAUGGUGGCCAUGAAAAUUUUGCUAAAAUGAUUGAUGAAGCAGAAGUACUGGAGUUCCCAAUGGUAGUGAAGAAUACACGGGGUCAUAGAGGUAAAGCUGUUUUCUUGGCUCGAGAUAAACAUCAUUUGGCUGAUCUAAGCCAUCUUAUUCGUCAUGAAGCUCCAUACCUGUUCCAGAAGUAUGUUAAAGAGUCUCAUGGACGGGAUGUGCGAGUUAUUGUUGUCGGAGGCCGUGUUGUUGGUACCAUGUUACGUUGUUCAACAGAUGGGAGAAUGCAAAGCAACUGCUCACUAGGUGGUGUGGGAAUGAUGUGUUCAUUGAGUGAACAAGGAAAGCAGCUAGCUAUCCAGGUGUCUAAUAUCCUGGGGAUGGAUGUGUGUGGCAUUGACCUGUUGAUGAAAGAUGACGGCUCCUUCUGUGUCUGCGAGGCCAAUGCAAAUGUAGGUUUCAUCGCCUUUGAUAAGGCUUGUAAUCUAGAUGUAGCUGGUAUCAUAGCAGACUAUGCCGCCUCCCUUCUGCCCUCUGGCCGGCUCACCCGGCGUAUGUCCCUGCUCUCCGUGGUGUCCACGGCCAGUGAGACUAGUGAGCCGGAGCUGGGUCCCCCUGCCAGCACUGCUGUCGACAACAUGAGCGCAAGUUCCAGCUCUGUCGACAGUGACCCUGAAAGCACGGAGCGAGAGCUACUCACCAAGCUCCCAGGGGGCCUAUUCAACAUGAACCAGCUGCUAGCCAAUGAAAUCAAACUCCUAGUGGAGUGACUCCACUGGUAAAUAAUUAACCAACAAAACCCUUGUAAAACCUUCUUUUUCUUUUUUCCCUUUUCUUUUUUAAGCCAACUUGCAAUGCUGUUCAUGGAGGAUGCUCAGGAGGAUGAGAGGAAAAUUAGUAGGAUUAGUUGAGAGAAGAGGGAAAUAGAUGAGACCUUUGCUAAUAAGAUAUUACUGACUAAUUUACAGAUUCUACAAAGAGGCAGAAGAGGUGGGAUAGAAUGAUGUCAGGAGGCUCUCUUAGUUACUUUUUAAAUUACCAGAAACUGUAUGCUUUCAGGCCAUGAGGCACAUGAAAAUUUUGUUCAUGGUUCCUUUUGUUUUUAUACAAAACAUUGAUUUGGUUCAAAUAUCCGAUAGCAUAACCUUACACUGUGUUUGAAAAUUUGUAAAGAGCGAGGAAAACAUCUGCCUAAAUUACAGGAAUUUUUAAUCUGUAAAUCUGAAAAUUCUACCAUUUUGCUGUUAAAUAGCAGCUUUAAUUCAUAGUUGUUUAUGAAAUCUUAAGGGGCUCUUUUAUUGGUAUUUUUCAUUUUUAUGUUUUGUUUUUUCCCCUUAAUUUGGGUGGGAGGGCAAACUAAAUAUAACCCAAUAAAGACAUUUUUUUAAUGACAAAAUUGGCAUGUUUGCAUGAUGACAGAGAAAUGAACAGUAUUGCAAUGUCUGGUAUACAAAAUAACAUUUACUCAAUGUAGAUAAAGUUACGCUAGUUUAAAAUAUGUGCAUUGACUUGUAUUUGUUAGUGUUUUAGUCUUUUUUGAAAGAUAUAUGCUCUGUUAAUGUUACUUUUUUUUUUUUAAUACAUGCUAGUCUAACAUUCCCUGCUCUAUGCCUGCAUCUUUUAAUAAUGGCCAAAGUGGAAAAAAAAAUGCUACCUUUUUGUUAACAAGACAUUGACUUGAAACAUGUACAUUUAAAACCUUUUAUUUUUUUUCUGUUUUUCUCUUUGUGGUUGGACAUUUAAAGAAUAAGGACAAGGAAAAAUAUUUUUGGGGGGCACAUCAGGGACCUAUAAUUUCUUAAGUAUAAAGCUAAAGUGUUUUCUAACGCCAGCGUUACAUAUUUGCAUUUUUCACAUUUUACAAGGGAGUAUAUAUGUAUGUGUGUGCACGCAUGCAUGUGUUUGUGUUUUGCUUUUAUUUAUACCAACCAAACAAAAAGGAUAGAUUAUAGAGAAUGGAGCAUGAUGGGAAACACAGUUUUUUACUUUAAAAAACAGAUGCAUUGUUUUCAUGACUUAGACUCCACUGGGGUAGAGGUAGUCACCUAAAGACAUAAGAAUAGGUGCUUCUUAGGCCUUCAUGUGUAUUAUAUGUAUGUUGUUUGGUUUUUUCCUUUGUUUCUAGACUGUUCGGUGUAUGAUUUAUUCAAAGCUACAUGCUUUUUGUCAAUGCUCAUGGCUAUGCAUUUUCUCUUUUUACACAUAGGAUUUGGGGUUGGGUAGACUGGAUGUUUUUAUUUGGGGAUUAAAUUAGCAGUAUUGAGUCUCAUAUAGCCCUACUCCUAAGCCUUCAGUACUGACCACUCUUUUUAUUUCUUUAUUUUCUGAAUCACAAAAGCCCCAGAACUGCAUAUAAUAUGAGCCUUUAUAACAUUGGUUAAAUUAUCUUAAUGAUGGGUUUGGAAGGUAUGUUAAGAAAUGGAGGUGCUACAGAGCUCAACAUAAUUUUUUAAACAGCAAGUUCCAUCUCCCUACAAAUCCUCUGAAGCUUUUACCCAAGCCCUUCCUUGCCUCUCCAGUGCUAUUUUUCCUUCAGAUGGACCUUAACAUAAUUUCUUGGACACUACUAGAGAGACUUCGAGGCAAUAAUAAAAGAUCAGUAUUAACCAGCUCUAACAGAGGUUUGAUCAUGCUUACUUGUACAGUUUUUCCCCGUUUUAAAAAGGAAUGUAAUAAAACUUGUUUUUUCCAUAGAAUUAAAUACUAUUAAAAUUGAGUGAAAGGUUGAUUGUUGACAAAUAGAAUAGUACCUCUAA